AAAAUUUCACAUCAAGUGUUAGUGAAAAAAAAUUGAACUUUUUUACUCUUCAAUAUUGAAGAUCUAUAAAGAUAAAUCUUGGAUUUUUAAACGAUAGUUACAUAUAACUGGAAUUAAUAGAACCAAAAGCAAAAUGUGUGCCAAUUUACAGUUUUUCGGAUAUUUUUUGUUGGUUCUAGUAGCUAUUUCAUCUGCAGUGGAAGACAAUUCUAUUCAAGUUUCUACAAUUUUUAAACCAGAAGAUUGUCCAGUCUUUGCUGCUCAAGGUGAUGAUGUUUCUGUCCAUUAUAUUAUGAAAUUAAAGGAUGGUACAGUGUUAAAGUCAUCAUAUGAAGAUGGAGUACCUACAGAUUUCAUUGUGGGUGAACCUAAUAUCCUCUCAGGGUUAUCUUAUGGAAUCAUGGCAAUGUGUGUUGGGGAAAAGAGAAAAAUUCACGUGCCACCAUCUUAUGGGUUUGGAGCAGCUGGAUCACCACCAGCAAUACCUCCAAUGGCGUUUCUAGACAUUGAAGCUGAACUUCUUCAGAUCUCCAAACCACCUAUAUACAUGAAGUACGUCAAACUUCUAAAGGAUCGAAGAGUGAUGUUUGGAGGGUAUAUUGCUGGUUUAGUGGUUGUUAGUUUGAUCAUUCUGUGCAAGUGUUUACCCAGUCUACCAUCACAGAAACGAAAAGCAGCCAAAGCCAAGAAGAUUGAUUAGGAAAUUUAGUAUGUUUUAUUAUAUAUUAAAAUGUUUUUUCACUU
Messenger RNA from Lottia gigantea (owl limpet), 744 nucleotides. RefSeq lists its product as hypothetical. NCBI's taxonomy places the organism in Eukaryota, Metazoa, Mollusca, Gastropoda, Lottiidae. The coding region runs from base 134 to 700 and encodes 188 amino acids. The transcript is spliced from 6 exons. Gene Ontology annotation, biological process: protein peptidyl-prolyl isomerization. Gene Ontology annotation, molecular function: peptidyl-prolyl cis-trans isomerase activity. The record is from RefSeq and is a predicted model, not a curated record.